Messenger RNA from Onthophagus taurus, 2586 nucleotides. RefSeq names its product vasa RNA helicase (gene Vasa). The record is from RefSeq and is a predicted model, not a curated record. Gene Ontology annotation, molecular function: RNA helicase activity; ATP binding; nucleic acid binding. NCBI's taxonomy places the organism in Eukaryota, Metazoa, Arthropoda, Insecta, Coleoptera, Scarabaeidae.
UUGUAUCUCUGACAUUUUUUGUAUGGUUAUAUCAGGUUAUAUGAGUUUACUGGUUUUUUAGGCGUCCGUGCUUUGUGGUUGUGGCCUCACCACUCAGAAAGUAAAAGACAUCGCUUUAUCACGCGGUUUAAUUCCUUUGUUACAAAGAAUUUGGAUUAAACUCACUGUUAAAGCGAGUCCAGUAAAAACUAGUCGGUAUCAAUCGUCGUUUCCAUUCAUUUUAAGGUUAGGUAUUAGUCGGUUUUCGCGCGUUUCUCGUCCCACGUUUUUCCGUUAAUUUUUGCGAAGAAUCCAUCAACGAAAUGGAUGAAGAUUGGGAUGAUCCGACUCCGGUCGUUAUAAAUAACUUUGAUUCCGGAAAAGCCUUUUCCAGAGGUCGAGGAUUCUCCAGCAAUGUUGACAACGAUCCUCCCGGUGGCAAUUGGGAUGAUACCCCUACAUUUGAUUCAAACAAUGGUAAUUAUGGUGCUGGCUCCGGACGAUUUGAUAAACCACGGGGUAGAGGUAGAGGGGGAGGUCGCGGGGAUUUUAGAGGAGGACGUGGAGGCCGAGGUGGUCGUGGUGGUUUUGAUGGGAACUUAAAUGGAGAUGGUGAUAGUUAUAGAGGAGACGAUCGUGAUGGAGACGACCGGCCUAAUAGAGGUGGAAGAGGUGGCGGGCGUGGAUUUCGCGGGGGGUCGCGUGGAGGAGGUGGUGAUCGAGGUGGCGGAGACAGAGGAGGUGGGUUUGGAGACGGCGGAAAUGAGCAGGAGGAAAAGAAGAGAGAAAUUUAUAUUCCUCCAGAUCCCACACAGGAUGAAAACGAAAUGUUCCAUUCUGGAAACACAUCUGGGAUCAAUUUUAUGAAAUACGAUAAUAUUGAAGUAAAGACUAAUGGAGAAAACGUUCCAGCUCCAAUUAAAUCUUUUGAAGAGUCAAAUCUCAGACAAUUAAUCUUAGAAAAUGUUAAGAAAUCCGGCUACAAUAAACCGACGCCGAUUCAAAAACACGCCAUUCCUAUCAUAAUGAACGAUCGUGAUUUAAUGGGCUGUGCUCAAACAGGUUCAGGAAAAACCGCAGCAUUCCUUUUACCUAUAAUAAAUAGAUUAUUAGCUAUGCAAUCUGAAUUACCCGCUACCGACGGUUCAUCCGCUGAACCAUCCGCUGUUAUAAUUUCUCCCACAAGAGAACUUAGCAUUCAAAUCUUUGAACAAGCUCGAAAAUUCGCAUAUGGGUCGUACCUCAAAAUUAGCGUGGUUUAUGGAGGAACUUCAGUUAAUUAUCAGAAAUCGGCUCUACUCAAGGGUUGUAAUAUUUUAGUAGCCACGCCCGGACGAUUAAGCGAUUUUGUGGGAAAGGGUGUCGUUAGAUUCAAUUCGUGCAAAUACGUUGUUUUGGAUGAAGCAGAUAGAAUGCUUGAUAUGGGAUUUUUACCGGUCGUUGAAGAAAUGAUGUCUCAUUCUACAAUGAGCGACGUGGCCGAUAAGAAUAUGUUGAUGUUUUCUGCAACUUUUCCGGAUGAAAUUCAAAUGUUGGCUGGAAAAUUCCUUAAUAACUACAUUUUUGUGGCUGUGGGAAUUGUUGGGGGAGCUUGUGCCGACGUAGAACAAGUCUUUUAUGAAGUAGAAAAGUUUAAGAAGAGACAAAAACUUCUUGAUAUCUUAAGAGAAGAAGGAACCGACAAGACUUUGAUAUUCGUCGAAACCAAACGAAUGGCAGACUUUUUGGCUACAUUUCUCAGCGAAAAUGAUUGUAGUACGACCAGUAUUCAUGGUGAUCGUUUACAACGGGAGCGUGAAACGGCCCUUAACGAAUUCAAAGCUGGCAUUAGAAAUAUUUUAGUUGCUACCGGCGUUGCAGCUCGCGGUUUGGAUAUUAAAGACGUUAAACACGUUAUCAAUUUUGAUCUCCCAAAGGAUAUUGAGGAGUAUGUUCAUCGUAUUGGACGUACUGGACGAGUUGGAAAUCGUGGUAAAGCAACGAGUUUAUUUGAUGGCGACACAGAUAGACAAUUAGCAAGUCAUUUAGUGAAAAUAUUAAAGCAAGCAGACCAACCAAUUCCUGAUUGGCUAGAAAAGUCGGGACAAGGAAGAAGUAUGUACGAGUCUUCAUCGUUUGGUGGCGAAGAUGUUCGCGGAGACAGUUAUGGCCAAGAUCGGCAAACGAUCGCUCAGGACUUUGUUGCGGAAAAGGAUGAAGAAUGGUAAUCGCCGCGAGUAGAACGCCCCCUUUAUAGUUUCUUUCGCUAACUUAUAGUGAGACAUUUAUUUUGAGUUUAUUUCUAACUAUAAGAAUUCGAAAAUAAACGGAUCUGCAACAUGCUGUGCCUCGCAGUUUAGUUAACUUAAGUUUAUGAAGUUCUGUUUUGUUUCGUUUUAUAUUAUGACUUAAAAACAUUUACGAUGGCGUUAACAAAUUAUAAGUUUAUAUAAGUUAUGAUUUAUAUAUAUAUAAACUUAAAAAUGUUUGGUUAAGUUUCGUUUAUCGUCGAAAAAGUUUUGUUUUGUUUCGUUAGUUAUACCUACAAAAAUAAUGAUUGUUUCAUACUUAUUUUGAGUCUUAGUUAUUAGAGUUUCGAAAAUAAAUAUUUUUUUAUAGCAUACCAAA